CUCCUGGUGGCUGCAACCUAUUUUCAGAAACAGGACACCAGUCAAGUUCUUCUGGACAUGGCAUACAACCACUUGUGUGUGACCGAAAAGGAAUAUUUUGGUUUGCAGCAUGGCGAUGAAUCAGUGGACUCUCCCAAGGUUUCCCCUGCACCCUUUAUUUUUGAGUAAGAUUUUUUAUACCUGAUCCCAACACACUGUAGCAAGAACAAACCAGGCAUUUGUAUUUCCUACAACUGAAGAUGGAUAUUUGUGAAGGAAGGUUGACCUGCCCUCUUAACUCAGUGGUGGUUCUGGCAUCCUACACAGUACAAUCUCAUUUUGGAGACUAUAAUUCUUCCAUCCACCACCCGGGCUAUCUUUCUGAGAGCCAGUUUAUACCAGAUCAGAACGAUGACUUUGUCACGAGGGUAGAAUCGCUCCACGAGCAGCACAGUGGGCCGAAGCAGUCAGAAGCGGAAUCUUGCUUCAUUAACAUAGCACGGACCCUCAAUUUCUAUGGUGUGGAGCUGCACAGUGGCCGGGACCUGCACAAUUUAGAUCUAAUGAUCAGGAUUGCCUCUGCGGGCAUUGCUGUGUACCGGAAACAUAUUUGCACAAGUUUCUAUCCUUGGGUGAACAUUCUAAAAAUCUCUUUCAAAAGCAAAAAGUUCUUUAUACAUCAGCGACAAAAGCAGCCUGAAUCCAGGGAUCACAUUGUGGCCUUCAACAUGCUAAAUUACAGGUCUUGCAAAACCUUGUGGAAAUCCUGUGUGGAGCACCAUACGUUCUUUCAGGCAAAGAAGCUGCUGCCUCAGGAAAAGAAUGUUCUGUCUCAAUACUGGACGCUGGACUCCAGGAACCCCAAGUCUGUAAAUAACCAGUAUUGCAAAAAGGUGAUUGGAGGGAUGGUCUGGAACCCAGCCAUGCGGAGAUCCUUAUCCGUGGAGCAUUUAGAAACCAAGAGUCUGCCUUCUCGGUUCCCUCCUAUUACUCCCAACUGGCGAAGCCCUCGGCUCGGGCAUGAAAUCCGAAAGGCAAAGCACUCUUCCGCGGACAACCUCGCCAACGAGAUGACGUACAUCACCGAAACUGAGGAUGUGUUUUACACCUACAAGGGCUCCCUCUCCUCGAAAGACAGCGAUUCGGGGGUUUCUCAGAACCAGAGCCCACACCAAGAGAGCAUAUCUGAGAGCAACCCAGCACAAAGCUGCCCGACCUGGAAGUCAUCCAGCUCUGUGUCUCCGUCUUCAAAUGCUCCGGGCUCCUGCUCCCCAGAUGGCGUGGACCAGCAGUUCUUAGAGGACUUCCACAGGGUGACCAAAAAGAGCUCCACCGAGGACUCCAGCCAGUACUACUGCGACAAGAAUGACAAUGAGGACGGCUACUUAAUCUUAAUCCGUAUCACGCCAGAUGAGGAUGGAAAAUUUGGAUUCAAUCUAAAGGGAGGAGUGGAUCAAAAGAUGCCUCUUGUGGUGUCAAGGAUAAACCCAGAGUCGCCUGCGGACACCUGCAUUCCGAAGCUAAACAAAGGGGAUCAAAUCGUGCUAAUCAAUGGCCGGGACAUCUCAAAGCACACGCACGACCAGGUGGUGAUGUUCAUCAAAGCCAGCAGGGAGUCCCACACGGAGGAGCUGGCCCUGGUCAUCCGGAGGAAUGCUGUCCACUCCUUUGCGGAUAUGAAAUCUGAAGAUGAACUGAGCCAGCUCUUCCCGGAGGCCAUUUUCCCUGAGUGUCUGGAGGUUGCCGACACCUUGGAGGCAUCCAUGGAACAGCUGAAGAAGGGCCUCGAAAGUGGGACGGUGCUGAUCCAGUUCGAGCAACUCUCCAGGCCAUCACCUUUGCAAAGCUGCUUCAAAUUUUGGACAAAAACCGAUACAAAGACAUGUUGCCUUAUGACACCACCUGAGUGUUACUGCAAGGAAACGAAGACUACAUUAACGCGAGCCACGUGAACAUGGAAAUUCCUGCUGCUAACCUCGUGAACAAGUACAUUGCCGCUCAGGGAUCCCUGCCACAUACCUGUGCACAAUUCUGGCAAGUUGUCUGGGAUCAGAAGUUAUCACUCAUCGUCAUGUUGACGACUCUCACAGAGCGAGGGCGGACCAAGUGUCACCAGUACUGGCCCGAUCCUCCCGAUGUUGCCGAGCACGGCAGCUCCCACAU
This is a messenger RNA of Pipistrellus kuhlii (Kuhl's pipistrelle), 2142 nucleotides long. RefSeq names its product tyrosine-protein phosphatase non-receptor type 3-like. The record is from RefSeq and is a predicted model, not a curated record. Gene Ontology annotation, cellular component: cytoplasm; cytoskeleton; cytoplasmic side of plasma membrane. The coding region runs from base 240 to 1931 and encodes 563 amino acids. Lineage: Eukaryota; Metazoa; Chordata; Mammalia; Chiroptera; Vespertilionidae. Gene Ontology annotation, molecular function: protein tyrosine phosphatase activity; protein binding. The transcript has 2 exons.